ACAGGUGGAGGCACAGCCCGAAAAAUGGUCUGUCAGCAAACACACCCAGAGCUACCCAACCGAUUCAUAUGGGAUUCUAGAAUUCCAGAGCGGCGGAUACUCCAACAAGGCAAUGUAUAUCCGUGUAUCCUAUGACACCAAACCAGAUAUGCUACUUCAUCUCAUGGUCAAGGACUGGCAGCUGGAACUCCCCAAGCUCUUAAUAUCCGUGCAUGGAGGCCUGCAGGACUUCGAGAUGCAGCCCAAGCUGAAGCAGGUCUUUGGGAAAGGCCUGAUCAAGGCUGCCAUGACCACAGGGGCCUGGAUUUUCACGGGAGGUGUCAGUACAGGUGUCAUCAGCCACGUGGGGGAUGCCUUGAAAGACCACUCCUCCAAGUCCCGAGGCCGGGUUUGCGCUAUAGGAAUUGCUCCGUGGGGUAUCGUGGAGAACAAGGAAGACCUGUUUGGAAAGGAUGUAACAAGAGUGUACCAGACUAUGUCCAACCCUCUGAGUAAGCUCUCGGUGCUCAACAACUCCCACACGCAUUUCAUCCUGGCUGACAAUGGCACCCUGGGCAAAUAUGGGGCCGAAGUAAAGCUGCGCAGACAGCUGGAGAAGCACAUCUCUCUGCAGAAGAUCAACACAAGACUGGGGCAGGGCGUGCCAGUCGUGGGCCUCGUGGUAGAAGGGGGCCCGAACGUGGUGUCCAUCGUCUUGGAAUACCUCCGGGAAGACCCUCCCGUCCCUGUGGUUGUCUGCGACGGCAGUGGACGAGCCUCGGACAUUCUGUCUUUUGCACACAAGAUAAUAAAUGAAUCCCUCAGGGACCAGCUUCUAGUUACCAUUCAGAAAACAUUUAAUUACAACAAGACACAAUCACAUCAGCUGUUUGCAAUCAUAAUGGAGUGCAUGAAAAAGAAAGAGCUGGUUACUGUGUUUAGGAUGGGUUCUGAGGGUCAGCAAGAUAUUGAGAUGGCCAUUUUAACUGCGCUGCUGAAAGGAACAAAUGCAUCAGCUCCGGAUCAGCUGAGCCUGGCUCUGGCUUGGAACCGCGUUGACAUAGCUCGAAGCCAGAUCUUUGUCUUUGGGCCCCACUGGCCGCCCCUGGGAAGCCUGGCCCCCCCAGUGGAUAGCAAGGUCAUGGAGAAAGAGAAGAAGCCUCCCACAGCCACCACCAAGGGGGCCAGAGGAAAAGGGAAAGGCAAGAAGAAAGGGAAAGUAAAAGAGGAGGUGGAGGAAGAAACGGAUCCCAGGAAGAUUGAGCUACUGAAUUGGGUGAAUGCUUUGGAGCAAGCUAUGCUGGAUGCUUUGGUCUUAGAUCGAGUUGACUUUGUAAAGCUUCUGAUUGAAAAUGGGGUGAACAUGCAACACUUUCUUACAAUCCCAAGGCUGGAAGAGCUUUAUAACACGAGAUUGGGACCACCAAACACACUUCAUUUGCUGGUGAGGGAUGUAAAAAAGGGAAACCUUCCACCGGAUUACCACAUCAGUCUCAUAGACAUUGGGCUGGUGCUGGAGUACCUCAUGGGAGGAGCUUACCGCUGCAACUACACCCGGAAAAGUUUCCGCACCCUUUACAACAAUCUCUUCGGACCAAAGAGGCCGAAAGCUCUUAAACUGCUGGGAAUGGAAGAUGAUGAGCCUCCAGCCAAAGGGAAGAAAAAGAAAAAGAAGAAAAAGGAGGAAGAGAUUGACAUCGACGUGGAUGACCCUGCUGUGAGCCGUUUCCGGUACCCCUUCAAUGAGCUGAUGGUGUGGGCUGUACUGAUGAAACGCCAGAGGAUGGCCAUCUUCCUCUGGCAGCGGGGCGAGGAGAGCAUGGCCAAGGCCCUGGUGGCCUGCAAGCUCUACAAAUCCAUGGCCCACGAGUCCUCCGAGAGCGAGCUGGUGGAUGACAUCUCCCAGGAUCUGGACAGCAAUUCGAAAGACUUUGGGCAACUUGCUGUGGAGUUGCUAGACCAGUCCUAUAAGCAUGAUGAACAGAUUGCCAUGAAACUUCUGACCUAUGAGCUGAAAAACUGGAGCAAUUCUACUUGCCUCAAACUGGCUGUCGCAGCCAAACAUCGAGACUUUAUAGCUCACACCUGCAGCCAGAUGUUAUUGACUGAUAUGUGGAUGGGGAGGCUACGAAUGAGGAAAAACCCUGGUCUAAAGGUUAUAAUGGGGAUUAUUCUUCCGCCCACCAUCUUGCUUUUGGAAUUUCGCACCUAUGAUGACUUCUCCUAUCAAACAUCCAAGGAAAACGAAGAUGGCAAAGAAAAGGAAGAUGAGAACGUGGAUGCAAAUGCAGAUGCUGGUUCAAGAAAGGGGGAUGAGGAGAAUGAGCACAAAAAGCAAAGCAGCAUUCCCAUUGGAGCAAAGAUCUGUGAAUUCUAUAACGCACCCAUCGUCAAAUUCUGGUUUUACACAAUAUCGUACUUGCUCUACCUACUGCUGUUUAACUAUGUCAUUCUGGUGCGGAUGGAACGGUGGCCCUCUCUGCAGGAGUGGAUCGUCAUCUCCUACGUUGUGAGCCUUGCUUUGGAGAAAAUUCGAGAGAUCCUCAUGUCAGAACCAGGCAAACUCAGCCAGAAAGUAAAGGUCUGGCUUCAGGAGUAUUGGAAUAUCACCGAUCUCAUGGCCAUUUCCAUGUUCAUGGUUGGAGUGGUCCUUCGCCUGCAGAACCAGCCAUACAUGGGCUACGGACGAGUGAUCUACUGUGUGGAUAUCAUCUUCUGGUACAUCCGUGUCCUGGACAUCUUUGGUGUCAACAAGUAUCUGGGGCCUUAUGUGAUGAUGAUUGGAAAGAUGAUGAUCGACAUGCUAUAUUUUGUGGUCAUCAUGCUCGUUGUGCUGAUGAGUUUUGGAGUGGCCCGUCAAGCCAUUUUGCACCCAGACGAGGAGCCUUCAUGGAGACUGGCCCGAAACAUCUUCUACAUGCCCUACUGGAUGAUCUAUGGAGAGGUGUUUGCAGACCAGAUAGACCUCUAUGCCAUGGAAAUUAACCCUCCUUGCGGGGAAAACCUGUACGAUGAGGAUGGCAAGCGUCUCCCGCCCUGCAUCCCCGGCGCCUGGCUUACACCUGCCCUCAUGGCGUGCUACCUGCUGGUAGCCAACAUCCUGCUGGUGAACCUGCUGAUCGCUGUGUUCAACAAUACCUUCUUUGAAGUAAAGUCAAUAUCCAACCAAGUGUGGAAAUUCCAGAGAUACCAGCUGAUUAUGACAUUUCAUGACAGGCCAGUCCUACCCCCACCAAUGAUCCUUCUAAGCCACAUCUAUAUAAUCGUUAUGCGUCUUAAUGGUCGCUGUAGGAAAAAAAGAGAAGGAGACCAAGAGGAACAGGACCGUGGACUGAAGCUGUUUCUUAGCGAGGAGGAGCUUAAAAGGCUGCACGAAUUCGAGGAGCACUGCGUGCAGGAGCACUUCCGAGAGAAGGAGGAUCAGCAGCAGUCGUCCAGCGAUGAGCGCAUCCGAGUCACGUGCGAGAGAGUUGAAAAUAUGUCAAUGAGGUUGGAAGAAAUCAAUGAAAGAGAAAAUUUCAUGAAAGCUUCUCUACAGACUGUUGACCUUCGACUUUCUCAGCUGGAAGCAUUAUCUAGCAGAAUGGUGAACGCUCUUGAAAAUCUUGCCGGAAUUGACAAGACUGACCUGAUUCAGACCCGGUCCCGAGCUUCUUCCGAAUGUGAAGCAACACACCUGCUAAGGCAGGGCAGCUUCAACAGCGCUGACGGCUACAGCUUGUACAGGUAUCACUUUAACGGAGAAGAGUUAUUGUACGAGGACACUUCUCUCUCGAUGUCACCAGGGACAGGGUUAAGGAAAAAAGCCUGCUCUUUCCGUAUGAAGGAAGAGAAGGAUGUAAAACUGUGUCUGGCACCAGAGAGUCAGGGCAGCCUUCACCUGUUACCUGGUACAAGCACAGCAGCAACACCAGACAGCAGUGGACUUGUGUUAGACAACUUAAAGAACACUUCAGAGCCAAGACUGGGUCCAGAUACUGGGAUUUCAACUGAAGACAGUGGAAGGCAGAUAGACUUGAAAAGAGAAGGAACUACGUCAUCCAGUUUAAAUCAAACAGAUGUUGGGCAUGGGCAGAACAAAUCAGAUUUUCAAAACACUCAGCUAAGAGUGGAAAUGACAAAUUUAGAAGGCACUAUUCCCUAUCCCUCAGAAGAAACGAAAAUUACACGCUGUUACCCUGAUGAAGCUUUCAAGGCUUCGAAAACAGUGAAAUCCAGAAGCUUUGUAUAUUCCCACGGAAGAAAGCGGAUCAGUGGGGUUAACAACUGGAGUGCAGAAUACAGUUCAAUAAUGGACCAAGCACACCCCUCUACAGUACAACAGUGGACAACAGAGUGGACAUACCAAGUUCAAAAGAUUACACGUUCUCGUAGUACAGAUAUCCCUUCCAACAUGCCUGAAGCUGCAGUGCAAGCUGAGUGCAAAGAGCAAAUAACAGAUACUGAGGAUGAUAAUUGUAUUUCUGAAACAGUCCCUCAAAUCUCCCAUUUAUCCCUGGCUGUUACUGACAGAACUGGAAGAGGAAACUUACUGUCUGUGAAACCAGACCAAACCUUUGGAUUCCCAUCUAUAAGGUCAAAAAGUCUACAUGGCCAUCCUAGAAAUGCUAAAUCCAUUCAGGGCAAAUUAGACCGAUCUGGACAUGCCAGCAGUGUAAGUAGCUUAGUGGCUGUGUCUGGAAUUACAACAGAAGAACCAAAGGCCAAGCAGGAGAAAACUUCCACAGAAACUGAAUGUUAAUGUGUCAUGUUUGAUUUUUACAUCAAAACCGUGAAUGGGCCCAUCUUGGCCACUUAAACAUCAGAAAAUUUUGAAAAUGUUUUCAUUAAAAGUAUUUGGAAGUUGGA
Choloepus didactylus (southern two-toed sloth) is the source of this 4827-nucleotide messenger RNA. RefSeq names its product transient receptor potential cation channel subfamily M member 1 (gene TRPM1). Gene Ontology annotation, molecular function: calcium channel activity. Gene Ontology annotation, biological process: protein tetramerization; calcium ion transport into cytosol. NCBI's taxonomy places the organism in Eukaryota, Metazoa, Chordata, Mammalia, Pilosa, Megalonychidae. The record is from RefSeq and is a predicted model, not a curated record. Gene Ontology annotation, cellular component: membrane. Bases 113 to 4720 code for a protein of 1535 amino acids. The transcript has 25 exons.